AGCGUUGCAAGAUGUCGUCGUUGAAUGACAGAUCAGUUUGGGACGAGGUUGAGGAUGGAAUCGGAGAAGAAGUCCUCAAAAUGUCUACUGAAGAAAUAGUCCAACGGACCCGUCUGCUGGACAGUGAAAUUAAGAUCAUGAAGAGCGAAGUGUUGAGAGUCACUCAUGAGCUGCAGGCUAUGAAGGACAAGAUCAAGGAGAACACAGAGAAGAUCAAAGUGAAUAAGACUCUACCUUACCUGGUCUCCAAUGUCAUUGAGCUGCUGGACGUGGAUCCAAAUGACCAGGAGGAGGACGGAGCUAACAUCGACCUUGAUUCCCAGAGAAAGGGCAAAUGCGCCGUCAUCAAAACAUCCACGCGACAGACUUACUUUCUCCCAGUCAUUGGUCUGGUGGAUGCUGAGAAACUAAAGCCAGGAGACCUUGUCGGGGUGAAUAAAGAUUCCUACCUGAUCCUGGAGACGUUGCCGACAGAGUACGACUCCAGGGUCAAAGCCAUGGAGGUCGACGAACGUCCCACUGAGCAGUACAGCGACAUCGGCGGUCUGGACAAACAGAUCCAAGAGUUGGUGGAGGCCAUUGUUCUGCCCAUGAACCACAAGGAGAAGUUUGAGAAUUUGGGAAUCCAGCCCCCUAAAGGUGUGUUGAUGUACGGACCACCAGGGACAGGAAAAACACUGCUGGCCAGGGCCUGUGCUGCCCAAACCAAGGCUACCUUCCUCAAACUGGCCGGGCCUCAGCUGGUCCAGAUGUUUAUUGGCGACGGUGCUAAACUGGUCCGUGAUGCCUUCGCCCUGGCCAAAGAAAAGGCCCCGUCUAUCAUCUUCAUCGACGAGCUGGACGCCAUCGGGACUAAACGUUUUGACAGUGAGAAAGCUGGAGACAGGGAAGUCCAGAGGACCAUGCUGGAGCUCCUAAACCAGCUGGACGGUUUCCAGCCCAACAUGCAAGUCAAGGUCAUCGCAGCCACUAACAGGGUGGACAUCCUGGACCCUGCGCUGCUCCGUUCCGGUCGACUCGACCGUAAGAUCGAGUUCCCCAUGCCCAACGAGGAGGCGAGAGCUCGCAUCAUGCAGAUCCACUCCCGCAAGAUGAACGUGAGUCCUGAUGUGAACUACGAUGAGUUGGCCAGGUGUACAGAUGACUUCAACGGCGCUCAGUGCAAGGCCGUGUGUGUUGAGGCGGGUAUGAUCGCUCUGCGUCGAGGGGCGACUGAGCUGAACCAUGAAGACUACAUGGAGGGCAUUCUGGAGGUCCAGGCCAAGAAGAAAGCCAACCUGCAGUACUAUGCUUAAGUCCUGAGACACAGACACAUAGCGAAUAGAGAGACAGAAGAGCCUAGUGUCCCUGUGUGAGUGAGCGUGUGAGGUUGUGAGUCUGGCCCAAGCAUGUUCAUUAUUACAGUGUUUGGAUUCAGAGAAAUGUGAUUUUUUUUUUUUUUUUUUGUUCUUUCUUUCUUUUCUUUUUUUUUUUCUUUGAAUCUUAAACCAAUCUGACCUGAUAUCAGGUGUUCUAUCAUAGCACCACCUGGCUGUUUGGCUGACUCACUAGUAUGUAAGGUGACCUUUGUAAACUUUUUUUGUUUGUCAUAUAAUCCUGAAAGACAAUUAAAUGACAAUUUUCCAGUAAUGAC
Molecule: messenger RNA, 1633 nt
Organism: Chanos chanos (milkfish)
Lineage: Eukaryota; Metazoa; Chordata; Actinopteri; Gonorynchiformes; Chanidae
Gene: psmc3
Product: proteasome 26S subunit, ATPase 3
Exons: 12
Coding region: 12-1295 (427 amino acids)
Molecular function (GO): ATP hydrolysis activity; ATP binding
Source: RefSeq, a predicted model, not a curated record